AUGAAAGGCAUUGCGAUGUUAUUGGUUUCAUGUCUUCUUUUCUCCUUUCUCUCAACCAACCUAGCCAAAGAGUUAAAGUGGUGUCCAUCAAAGGACGUGUUCAAUGGAUCGUGCACAGACACAGGAAGUCCAAGCUACACAUGUUUUCUAGAUUUGUUGGGAUCUAAGAGUGCAAGUGCUAUGCCUAAGAAUUGCAAAUGCACUCCUCUUCCUCACAAUCGUCGUCAAUGUGACUGUUUUGUCGUUUGUGACAGCAAUUAA
Arabidopsis thaliana (thale cress) is the source of this 261-nucleotide messenger RNA. RefSeq names its product SCR-like 11 (gene SCRL11). Bases 1 to 261 code for a protein of 86 amino acids. The transcript is spliced from 2 exons. Gene Ontology annotation, cellular component: extracellular region. The record is from RefSeq and is marked reviewed. Lineage: Eukaryota; Viridiplantae; Streptophyta; Magnoliopsida; Brassicales; Brassicaceae. Gene Ontology annotation, biological process: signal transduction.